This is a messenger RNA of Chelonoidis abingdonii (Abingdon island giant tortoise), 1381 nucleotides long. Lineage: Eukaryota; Metazoa; Chordata; Testudines; Testudinidae. The record is from RefSeq and is a predicted model, not a curated record.
UGACCCUGCAGACAGGCUCCACCCUGCAGACAGGCUCCAGAUUCUCACCCCCUUACUGGACUCCUCAGCUGGGUAGGUGUACAGCUGAAUGAAAGGGGCGGAGACAGGGGACUACAAACUGUUCAAAAAGGCCCCACUCCGCGAGUUUGGGCUCACUCCUGAGAUGUACCGGAAAAGAUUCUGGAGUCAGCGUAAAACCCGUAAGGUCACAUACCUACAACUGGCCAACCGGACGAAGGGGUAUGACCGAAAGUGGACAGCUGGGGCCCAAACUAAAGAAGACCUGCUUGACCUAUUUGUACGUGAGCACCUGUAUGAGCAGUGCCCACCCGACCUGAGGCGACGGUUGAUGGACCAAAAGCCAGAGAACCCGUAGCACGCAGGCCAGCUGGCCAGCAAGUUUGUGGACAGUCGGUCAGGGGAUGACUGACAGGGAGGAGUCCCAAAGGAGCAGACCCGCCACAAGGCGGAAAGAGUGUGACCUGGAGACCUCCCAAAGUGGAAGUAUGGAGAACCCUGUUCGAGGGGACCCAUGGGAUAUGAGCUGCUAUCACUGUGGCCAAAGAGGCCACAUAUGGGCCCAGUGCCUCAGGCUCAGGGACAGACUGAGCAGGCCCAACCCACAGAGGGUUGACUGGGUAAAGACCCAGCCGGAUGAGGGGCAGUGUUGCCAGGCAAGGGGGCUGGCAGUGUACCACCUGCUGAGGAGGGGCCCAGGCCAGCUCCUCUGGGGGAGGCUGGAUGCUCGAGACUCAGGGUUUUUGGUUUACAGGGUAGGCACAGGGCUGUCCCUGCGGAGAGAGAGUCUUGUUCCCCUGGAGGUGGAUGGGAGGAAGGUCAAUGGAUACUGGGAUACGGGUGCAGAGCUGACGCUGGCCCAGCCUGAGGUGGUGGCCUCAGAUCAGGUGGUGCCCGCCACCUAUGUGACCCUGAUGGGGGUGGGCGGGACCCCAUUCAAGGUGCCUGUGGUGAGGGUACACCUGAAGUGGGGGGCCAAGGAGGGCCCCAAGGACAUGGGGGUACACCCACAUUUGCCCACUGAGGUGUUGAUUGGGGGAGGGGGUGACCUGGAGGACUGGCCCAGCAGCUCCCAGGGUGCCCUAGUCGGGACCCAGAGCCAGAGCCAGCAAGGGGCACAAUCCCUGACAACGGGGACGGUACCUUGCCCGAGGCACAGGACCCUAACCCGGUGGGGAGGGAACGCCCAGGGACACGGCUCAGAGAGGCUGCAGCCUCAGACCCAGCCAGCGAGAGAGAGCAGGUCCCCAUCUCUGUCCCAGCUGCUGAGUUCCAGGCCGAGUUGCAGAAAGAUCCCGCCUUGCAGAAGAUAAGGGACCUGGCCAACCUCGGUGUGGUAGACCACUGGGGGAGGAGAUGCUGG